Molecule: messenger RNA, 2055 nt
Organism: Emys orbicularis (European pond turtle)
Lineage: Eukaryota; Metazoa; Chordata; Testudines; Emydidae
Gene: PRKCG
Product: protein kinase C gamma
Exons: 18
Coding region: 1-2055 (684 amino acids)
Biological process (GO): protein phosphorylation
Molecular function (GO): ATP binding; diacylglycerol-dependent serine/threonine kinase activity; zinc ion binding
Source: RefSeq, a predicted model, not a curated record
AUGGCGCUGGUCACCUCGCCCACCGAGCUGGAGUGCCUGACCAAGCCGCUCUUCUGCCGAAAGGGGGCGCUGCGCCAGAAGCUGAUCCACGAGGUCAAGAGCCACAAAUUCACGGCGCGAUUCUUCAAGCAGCCCACGUUCUGCAGCCACUGCACGGACUUCAUCUGGGGGAUCGGGAAGCAGGGACUGCAGUGUCUAGUCUGCAGCUUCGUCGUACACAAACGGUGCCAUGAAUUUGUCACCUUCGAAUGCCCGGGAGCCGGGAAAGGACCCCAGACAGAUGACCCCCGGAACAAGCACAAAUUCAAGAGCCACAGCUACAGCAGCCCGACCUUCUGCGACCACUGCGGCUCCCUGCUCUACGGGCUGGUGCACCAGGGCAUGAAGUGCUCUUGCUGUGAGAUGAAUGUGCACAAGCGCUGCGUGCAGAGUGUGCCCAGCCUGUGCGGGGUGGAUCACACGGAGCGCCGCGGCCGCCUGCAGCUCCGCAUCGAGACGCUCGGCGGGGAGGAGAUACGCGUCUUCGUGGGUGAGGCCCGGAACCUCAUCCCCAUGGACCCCAAUGGGCUGUCGGACCCCUACGUGAAGCUGAAGCUCAUCCCGGACCCCAAGAACGUGAGCAAGCAGAAAACCCGGACUGUGAAAUCCACUCUGAACCCCGUGUGGAACGAGACCUUCCUAUUCACGCUGAGGCCGGGAGAUGUGGAGCGGCGGCUGUCCGUCGAGGUGUGGGACUGGGACCGCACCUCACGCAAUGACUUCAUGGGAGCCAUGUCCUUUGGCGUGUCGGAGCUGCUGAAGGGACACGCGGACGGAUGGUACAAGUUACUCAACCAGGAGGAGGGGGAGUAUUACAAUGUCCCUGUGGCUGAUGCCGAAAAUUGUGGGCUGCUGCAGAAAUUUGAGGCCUGUAACUACCCCCUGGAGCUGUACCAGAAGGUGCGCCACGGCCCGGGCCCCUCGCCCACCCCCAGCCCCACGGACUCCAAGCACGGCAGCUUCUUCGGGACCAGCCGCUUCCACAUCUCCGACUUCAACUUCCUCAUGGUGCUGGGGAAGGGCAGCUUUGGCAAGGUGAUGCUGGCUGAGCGGCGGGGCACGGACGAGCUCUACGCCAUCAAGAUCCUGAAGAAGGACGUGAUCAUCCAGGACGACGACGUGGAAUGUACCAUGGUGGAGAAGCGGGUCCUGGCGCUCAGCGACCGGCCACACUUCCUCACCCAGCUGCACUCCACCUUCCAGACCACGGAUCGGCUCUAUUUCGUGAUGGAAUACGUCAAUGGCGGAGACCUCAUGUACCAUAUCCAGCAGGUCGGGAAGUUCAAGGAACCUCAUGCCAUGUUCUACGCAGCAGAGAUCGCCAUCGGCCUCUUCUUCCUGCACAACAAGGGCAUCAUCUAUCGGGAUCUGAAGCUGGAUAACGUGAUGCUGGAUGCCGAGGGCCACAUCAAGAUCACGGAUUUCGGGAUGUGCAAAGAGAACAUCUUCCCCGGAGUGACCACCCGGACCUUCUGCGGGACCCCCGACUACAUCGCCCCGGAGAUAAUUGCCUACCAGCCCUACGGGAAGUCGGUGGAUUGGUGGUCCUUCGGGGUGUUGCUCUAUGAGAUGCUAGCGGGGCAGCCCCCCUUUGACGGGGAGGACGAGGACGAGCUGUUCCAGGCGAUCAUGGAGCACACGGUGUCCUACCCGAAGUCGCUGUCCCGCGAGGCCGUCUCCAUCUGCAAAGGGUUCCUCACCAAGCACCCCCUGAAACGCCUGGGCUCGGGGCCAGCCGGGGAGCAGGACAUCCGGGAGCACGGCUUUUUCUGCUGGAUGGACUGGGAGAGCCUGGAGCGCCUGGAGAUCCCGCCGCCCUUCACCCCCCGCCCGUGCGGGAAGAGUGGCGAGAACUUCGACAAGUUUUUCACGCGGGCAGUGCCGGCGCUGACCCCGCCGGACCAGCUGGUCAUGGCGGGGCUGGACCAGAGCGAAUUUCAGGGCUUCACCUAUAUCAACCCCGCCUUCGUGCACCUCUCGCUGCGCCCCCCCACCUCCCCCAUCUCCAUGGUCUGA